Messenger RNA from Durusdinium trenchii, 9651 nucleotides. Lineage: Eukaryota; Dinophyceae; Suessiales; Symbiodiniaceae. The record is from the annotation of a GenBank genome assembly.
AUGUCGACAUUUGUGGAGAAUGCGACGUACGACAGGAGUGGACGUUGUGCUCAAGCAACAGCUACUGCAGCAGCACUGGAACAGAAUGCUUCAGGGGUAGACCCGGAUGAUCCAGAUUUGGGAGACGAUAGGUAUGCCUUGAGGUUGCUUGAAGAUUUGUCCAGCAUGAUCCCGUGCCGUGCGACCCCGAGUCUUGAAGAUGCUUGCUUUGGAGCUGUGGGCUCGAAGCUGAGGAGGCUAGACCUCCCACUGGGCCUCUUGGGCCUUGGACCCUUUUUCCAGGACUACCUGGAGGAGCUCUUCACCCGUGGCUUCCUGGACCACGACCUCGAGCUCUUCCGCACGAGCCCGCUACUGCGCAGCUUCGCUGAUCGCUUGCGCUUCAUCAUCGAGAUCUCCGACCUUGGCGACUAUUUGAUCACCAAGAUCGCGAGCUACCUCAUCACGAUGAUGAAUCCUCCAUCGACUACCGGCGGAUCCAUUCCUCUUCAGGAAUAUCGACGAGAUGUUCCACCAGGCUGGCAACCAGGAGACCCCUCCUAUCCACUGAGGAGCUACUUCGAGAAGAUGCGGCUUUGGUACCGCGUGAGCAACGUGGAAGAUGAGAGCGUGGGGCCACUCCUGGCCGGUCGGCUCUAUGGCCGAGCUGCAAAGGUCGCCAUGACCUUGAAGAUCCCACGGCCGGACGGCCGAUUUGACACUGGGGAUGCGGCCUUGGCACGACUCUCGGUCGACGAGGUGCUGGAUCCUACAACUGGAGCGGUGAUUCAGCAAGCGAUUCCAUCGGGGGUACAGUUUUUGGUGGAUGCUCUGCGACGAGCUUUUGGACAACAAGAUCAAGAUCUUGCAACAGAAGCGCUGGAGAAGUUUUUCAGUUUACAGCGCGGCAAGUUGUCCCUGGCUGAGUAUGCCGUGGAGUUUGACACCAGACUGGAUGAAGCCUCCGAUCGAGCAGGACUGCAGUUGAACGAUGUCGGAAAGUUCUUCUUGUGGUUCAAGCAUAGCGGCAUGUCCACCAAGGUGAUCGACGACAUCAAGCUACAAGUUGGUGGAGACUAUAACAGGUUCCAGGAUGCAAGAACAUUGGCUCUCCGGAUGAGUCCAAACAGAUCCGACAGAGAUGAUACAACCAUCUUCUACGAGGACAACCUUGAAGAGAGCUACAAUGACAACUACGGCUAUGAUGACUCCUGGAAUCAAGAUCAGUGGCAUGGCUAUGAAGCAACAGAAGAAGGUGAAUGGGUCUAUGAGACUGACGACACCUACUAUCAAGACUGGUCAGAAGAGGCAGAUGAGUGGCAGAAUUUCUAUGAGGAUGAGACACCAUGGAACUAUGAGGAGCCAUGGACAUCUUCCUAUGAGGCAGAGACACAACCGACCACUUCAGGAGCAGCAAAGACAGAAGAGACCUUCGCCGAUCAGGAGACCUACUACAAGGGCAAAGGAAAGAGCAAGGACGGUUGCUUCAACUGCGGAAGCAAAUGGCAUCAAGUUCGCGAUUGCCCCAUGAAGUCAGAGAAAGGCAAAGGUCAUGCCUAUCAGAGCAAGGGCAAGUUCGGCGGCAAAGGCAAGGGCUUCCGUGGACGCUGGACGUGGCGACCAUCUUCAUGGAAAGGAAAAGGCAAAGGCAAGUUCGGCUAUCGCGGUGGCUUCAAAGGUGGUUUCAAAGGCAAGAGCAAGAAAGGACACUGGUUCAUGACUGAGACAUCUGGUCCGACAAGUGAGCGCACUCUCAAUGUCCAGGACGGCAACAUCCAAGUUCUGGGCACCACAGAUCGGAUCGAUCGGAGCCACACGCCAGAAGCCUUCAUCAUCCACUCCUCCUCAGAAGAUGACAUCAUGAAGGUUCGACGAGCCUAUGCUGCCACAUCAGCGAAUGAGGCGACCUCCAGUGAAGAGCCUGCAACAGCACAGAAACAGACCAAGAACUUCGACACGGCAACAUGGAACUUCAUGUUUCUGGCUGGUGAAGCAUGCUCGUACUUCCAGGUUCGCGGACAAGAACGAAAAGGUCUUCUGAUUGAUCCUGGUGCCGCAAGCGGCCUUAUUGGCAGUGAGACAUUGCGCAUGUUGCUGAAGGAGUGUGCAGUGGACACCCCACAAUUUGAGUUCGACAAGACGACACCUGUUUCUGGCAUCAGCGGAACUUCAUCAUCAACGCUUGGACAGGUGACUGUACCUCUUCGAGUUGGCAGCGUGCCUAUCACAUACACUGCUGAGGUUCUUGGCGGCGAUGGAUCUUUGUGUCCCGCACUGGUCGGAAAUCCCACACUUCGGAAGCUCAAUGCCACCAUCUUUGCCAAUUGGUUUGACAAUGGUGAUGGCUUGAUGACCAUGGAUGGGCGACAAGAUGAAGGUACCGUGGCCAUCAAAUUCUUCCGACUUCUGCUCACCGAAAGUGGACACUACAUCCUGCCGACAGACAACAAGGAAAGCCAGAAGGUUCACUACAUGGACAAGAACAAGGCCAUCCUCUUCAGUCAGAAGGUUGCACUGGCGUCGGAGGAACAAUGGAAUGACCUCCAUCCUCGAGUUCGCCAUUGUUUCCUUGGCAGGACACUUCCACAGGCACGGGCAGAAGGUGACCGGUGUGAAAACAUGGCAUUGCAUUCCAAUGUCAUUCCCGAUGACAAGAUGAUGAUCGCACAUCAUGCAGCACAAGAAUUACCAGGUCAACGACCAUCGAAUGACAAUGAGCAGAAGCAGACAAACCUUCCUGAUGCAGUACAACAUCCACAUGAUGCAGUACAACAUACGGCGCAAGCCUUGCGAGAAGAGAGCGACCAGAUCAACGAGAGCCAUGACCACACUGCUGAUGGGCACCCCAUUUUGGAUAGUCAGACCCAGACAGCAGAGAAGAAGCAGUUUCACAGUUGCACGACAAUUCAUGAAGAAGCAGAAGAUGAUGAUGGAAAUCCCAAGCCUGCGAAUUUCACUCCAUCGGCCAUUUUGGCCAGUGAACAAGAAUCAAGUGAUCGCUAUGACCAUGAUGUUCUUCCAGCAGAACACGAUCAUCUUGAUGUCUCCAAGUUGAACAAAAGAUACAAGGCCAUUCCUGAGGAGUACUACACCAGAUCCGGACUCACACCUGUGACUCCAGGAAACUUCAAGAGCUGGUUCUCCAAGACACGUGGACGUGGUCUUCGGAUCCACGACUCCGGCAUCAAGACCGACUUCGUGAUCGUCCAGGACUUCAAUGGCUGCAAGAAAUCUUUGAGAAGCAAGAUCGACAAGCCAGAGGCUACAAUCUCGAACAACCUCACAACAGCGCCAUGUGGCAAGAACAUCUACCAGAGAAUCCGGUGCACUGGACCUAAUGGACUCUCACGGACAUCAAUGGCAGCAGUCUACCCACAGACACUAUGCCAACGCAUGAAGAACGACAUCAUUGGCUACCUCAACAACAAGGAUCUGAUUGACAUUGGCAAGUGGCCAGAUGACUGCUACCACUCUGUCAUCACCCACAUGUAUGAGUGUGUCAGAUGUCAACUUGGCAGAGCAUGUCCAAAGUCCAUUGAGCGCUCGCUGAUUCCUGGGCAAUGCAGACAUGGCAAAUGGCCUCCAGGAGAAAGUCCAAAAGAAAAGGCGAAAGCCGAUGCAGAUCCUCUGACACGAUGGAAGAAUGAAACACGCAAAGAAGUGCUUGAUACAGUGGAUAUCAAGAACAUGUCCUCCUACGGUGGCUUCCACAUUGAAGACAUGCAUUUCCUCAAGAAGCUUCUCAUGGAGACAGUGCACGCAGCGCUGGGCCUCUUCGAUGAAGCUCUUCAACAGAAGAAAGAAUACAUGCACUGGAUCGACGACCCGGUGCACAUGAGCCUCUACAAGGAGAUCUUUGGUGGCGUGCUGGUGGUGAAAGGAGUUAAGGUGUCACUUCGUCCUUUUACAGAUGGAACAGCAGAACCCAAGUUGCCGAUGGUGUCAUCCUACCUUCGACUUCAUGUCUAUGGCCAUGUCAAGGAGUGGAAGAUCAUGCCAGUACACGAUCUCAGAGAGAUGAGCCACUCACAGAUUCACCAGGCCAUCGACAUUGAUGAUUGGCUGAUCACCAUCUAUGGUGUUGAGACAGCAGCUGUUCCAGCACCAUCAACUCCGGCUUCAAGACCAAGAACACGACCAGAAGAACCACCAAUGCCUCCGAAGCCUGAAUCUUUAUCGCUUCCAAGACUCAUGGACAGACCAGCAGAUGAAAAGGCAGAAGACGCCAUCGUGGAGACCAUUUAUGAAGAUGCUGAGCUUGCAACGCAGUCACAUCAAGAGAUUGCUCCGAUCAAGCCCAACUACAAUCUGCGCGUGGCAGUGAUUCAAUACCAGGGCAAGCCAUACCUAGUCUCUCUCAGACACAUCCGUGCAUUCAGAGGACUUUACCUGGUUGACAUCACCGACGAAGCCAAGACAGAAUCCUUGAGGAAGAUCAUGAAGUACACGGAAUCCAUCUCCAGCUACAAGCCGAUCCUGCAUGGAUGGGUCACUGACAAGAUGAACAGAUGGAUCAGACUUCCUAAGGACAAUGACACGGCCAUCAAGGUGAUGCAAUGGGCAGCAGAUGCUUACAGCAUGUUGGACAAGUCAGAAUGUCACGGUUGCAUCCUUGGCAAAGCACUCAGACAUCUUCAACCACCAAAAGGCACAGUUGGACAUCUCAUCACAUGGAUUCAUGGCGGAGUCAACUACGCCAUACAAGAACACAACAGUGACAACAACAUGAUCAUGAAGAAGAUCACCAACUACGCCAGAGAAGACAUCUGCAUUAUGUACCUCUUCCGAUAUGUGACCAAGAUUUCAGAAGACAUGGAACGCUCAUCACAAAAGAUGCCAACAACGUCAUUGGAACCUAUGCAGGUGACACCACCACAUCAUGAAGGACAAGAACCAGAAGACAUGGACGUUGAGCGUCAUGGUGAGAAGCGUGAAGGUCCAGACAGCAGAACAGUCACUAUAGCUCCGGAACGCAAGAAGCAGAAGACCAUGCUGGUGAAGAAAGAUCUCGAGUUCCUCAGACACUAUUUCAUCGCCACGAAUAAGGACAGAUUGGUGCAAUUGGGUUUCCCUGAGAACUGGAAGAAUGACUACAACCUCAUGAUGACCACGACACGGAAGUUCCUCAUCAAGCAGUACGAUGAACGAAGGAAGAUGCUUCCAGAACUCUUCCACAUUGAAUACAAGCAGAACCAUUUUGCAUAUGCCAAUCUCCUCACGGGCGAGAUCUACAAGGUUGAUCAAGAGACCAACAACAUUGAGGACGAAGACAUCACUCCAGCAAUUUGGAAGGAGCUCGAUGAAGCGGACAGAAAUGAAGUCAAGCAGUUUGUCGAUGAGAAGGCAUUCAAGAAGAUCCACAAGAGUCAGGUGACCAAUGACAUGGUGGAAAUCGACUGCAGAUGGGUACGGAAAUACAAGCGAUACCCAGACAAGACCUUGCGCAUCAAGAGUCGUCUUUGUGCUCGUGGCUGUCUAGACUCACAGAAGGCACAGUUGACCACACGGAGUACAACAGCGACAAGACUCAGUCAGCGCAUCCUUGUUUCUCAUGCAGCACGAUGUAAGAAGAGAACCUUGGAAUCUCUGGACAUUGCAGGAGCAUUUCUGAAAGGCUUCAACUUCGACGAGAUCAGAAGAACAUUGAUGAAGCGUGGCAUGAAUGCACCAGAGAGAACAGUCAUUGUCUAUCCACCGGCAAAUGUCUGGCGGCAUCUCAAGGAGCUGGACUCAAGCUUCACAGUUCCCUAUGACGACUACACUCAGUACGGAUUGCUUUGUUGCAAACCUAUUUAUGGACUCAAUGAUGCUCCAUUGGCUUGGCAGUUCUGUCUACACGACUUCAUCAUGGCACAGGGUGCAACAUCAUCACAUCUAGAUGAGAACUGUUGGACAUGGAAGGAGAACAAUGAGCCCAUUGCCAUGCUGACGACACACGUGGAUGAUUUGGCAAUCUCAGCAACACCAGAGUUCAUGAACGACAUCUACAACAAGUUCGUGACCAAGUUCAAGAAAGUCACCAGGCAGCAGCUACCUUUUGAUCACUGUGGCUGUGAGUACAGCAGAACAGGUGAUGGCUAUUUCAUUGGCCAGAAAGAGUUUGCGAAACGCAUGAAACCAGCAGCUGUUCCAGAUCGAGCAGAUGAUUCUCCUCUGAAUCCUCCAGAAGUUUCUGACCUCAGGUCAAUCCUUGGAGCUCUACUUUGGAUUACAGCAACACGGCUGGAUGUGAUUGCAGACGUUUCCUUGUUGCAAUCAAGGGUGACAAAAGCAGAAGUGCAAGACAUCAAGAAUGCCAACGAAGUGCUGAGGAAAGUGGUUGAACAUGCAGACAUGGGUUUGCACUACAGAUUCUUCAAGCACAAGGCCAAGAGACUGGCAGUGAUUCAUGACGCCUCUGCAGCGAGCAAGGGCAGAUCAUAUGCACAAGAAGGUGUGAUCAUUUGCUUGACAGAUGAUGCCUGGCAAGACACGAAGAUCAGCUAUGAGCACACCUGCACUACAGAAGAAGAUGAUGACAAGCAUGGCGGUGUCAUGCAUGUGCUCUACUCUCACGGAGCCAAGUCGAAACGCAUUUCGUACAGUACAUCGCACGGCGAAACGCUGGCCAUGGUGAAUGCACUAGAGGCUGCGACGCUUUGCAUGAUCCGACUUAGCGAGAUCACGCACUCCGAGAAGAAACCGAGCUUGCAGCAGCUGAUAGCAAUUCAGUCACAAGGGUUAGUCAAAAUGUAUGGGGUGAAAGACCAUCCAAUCAUUUCCAGAGUCCUUCCAACGGCAAGAGACUUCAGCGAGAACGACCUCCAGAAAGACGACAAGGAGAUCUAUGAGAAGUUUGGGGAGAAAGCUAAAGUCUCUUUCGCCACCUUCCUCCUCGGGUUGAUCACAAAGAACAAGCUCAUGAUGUUCAUGCUCGCAAUGUCUAGCGCGGCUCAAGCUCACGAAUUUGAUCGCGCUCCAGCAGAAGAGGACAGCGAGAUGUGGAGCAUCUACAUGCUGAUCCUUUACACCAUUGUGGUGGCCAUGGCAGUGCAGUUGGUGAUGCACUACAUCCUGAAGAAGAAGGAGUCAAAGCCAAAGAUGAUGGUGAAAGAAGAACCAUCGAGUGACGAUGCCAUGGAGGUGGACUUCGAAGCAAGCAGCAAGAAUCGCAAGAGAGCAAGGGAGUUGAUAAAAGAGCAAGACAUCGAGAAGCUGAAGGACAAGAUUGCAAGCUAUGAGGACUUGACCGAAAAGCUGCAGCGAAGCAAAGAACAGAACAAGACUUCAGCUGAUGAUUGGUAUCGACGAUACCAAGACGCCAAAGACGAUCUUGACGCGGCCAAGACGGAGAGAGAUGAUGCUCGAGAAGACCGAGACAAACAUCGGUCGAUGCUCUACGAGGAGUACAACAAGCAGGUGGACCUGCGCAACAAGAUCGAGACUUUAGAGAACCAAUUGCAGACAGAGAAGGACAGACUUGAUGGCAUGAAGAAGGCCUACGAUUUGGCUGAGAAGCGCAACAAGGAUCUCGAGAAGAGAUUGGUGGAGGCCGAGCGAGAAGCCAAGAUGACGAGAUCACUGGCACCAAUUCCAAGUCCAUCGACACCACAGUCAGCGGUGAUCCAAGUGGAGAAGGAGAAGUUUCCUGAGAGGGUGUACAUCACCGGCAAUGGUACAAAGUACCAUAGCGAAGGCUGUCAUCAUUUGAGCAGCCUAGCAAAGGCGUACACCAAGUGCAUGCAUUGCACAAGGUGAAAGCCACAGGCACCUAACAAAAGGUGACCGGAGUGAAGUUUUUCGAAUGAUCCGCAGGCGCCUUGGGUCGAGUAAAAGCGAGUGUAUGUAUGUUCAUGUUUUGGGGCAGGAAGCGCUAUUUGUGCAAUGUUCUCCUGUCGUGAGUUCAAGGAUCAGCUUGUGGGCCAGUUGAUGACCAAUUGGAUGAUGAGCUUUUGAGGUUCACAAACGACGCGCAUUUCUUUGGCUUCCCACUGAAGGAAUCGAUCGGUGUUCGCGUGGUGCCCAGCAUUGGACCUAAUGUGCCGCGCAAGGCAACACUCAUUACAGUGGACUUUGAGUGCCGUUCUCCUCUUGUGGCAGAAGGUGAUUUGCUGCUUCGAGUUGAAGCACCACUUGGUAUAGAGUUUGAUCGGGGUUGCCUUGCAGCUCCCGAUCCAGAAUACUUGGGUUGCGCUGGUUUGGGCCGUGUGGCAGUGGCGCAGCGAAGAGAGGUCAGCUUGCAGCCUGGACAACACUCGUUGUCUUUGCGUGCCAUCAAUCCUGUCCGGACUGUUGCAAAGAAUUGGUGGACCUUGGGGGCGUUCGUUGAUGUCUCCAUAGAGAGAGCUCGUGCCGGCGCAGUGGAAGAUUUGAGGCAGCAAGGCCGCGGGGAUGGCUACCAGCUAGACCAGCAGCUGCAGGCAAGAGUUCGACCAAGUAGCCAACAAUCAGGAGGCCCAAUCAGCCUUUUCCUGUGGCUCAGGCCCAAGUUCGAGGUUGAGGCUGGCGGUCAUGUGGAACUUCACGCGGCGCAGGGCUUUGAGAUGUCCUGCCAGCCAGCCUUGGUGCUGCUGGCCGUGCCUCCAGGACGCUGCAAAGCCUACCAUGUCACCUCUGGAGUGGAGUACACCGACGACCAUGAUGUCAUCGACUUUGAGAUUAGUCAGGGCUACUCUUUGUUGCCGGAGCACGAAUACGAGCUGUCAGUUUCGUCCAGGAAUCCUUUCGUUCCUGGCUCAAGCCGCUGGGGGGUCCUCCUUCGUGAUGAACUGCGGCAAGUGCUUGAAGCAAACAUGGAGAUCGACUCCUACACACUCACUGAUUUCGGUUUCGAGCUCUUGUCGCUUCAGCCCAGUAUUUCAGCACCCAAUGCCAGUAAUGAGGUACGACUCCAGCUUCGCUUUCAGCGUCAACUUGUGCUGACCUCUAUCAGUGAGAUCCGGAUUGAAGCACCCAGUGCUUGGAACUUCGAGCCGCUUUGCAAUCGUUUCCAGGACAUUACUGGUGGGUGCGAGACACGCUGUUCCUUUCAGCUUCCUUACGCUGAGGAACGCGGGCAUCACCUUUGCGAGGCCAAUUUGUUGAUCCUGGUGUUGGACACCUCUGCAGUGAUUGACUCGACAAGCUUUACUCUGCUUUUCAGUGUUGUGAACCCGGCAUCAGCUCCAUCGCAGAAUCUUUGGAGUGUAUCGUUGGUCAAUGCCUUUGCUGAGCCCGUGGUAAAGCACACAGAGCUGCUGAUUCCUGGCUUUUUCAUCGGUUUCCGCCAAAAAAUCUUGCCAGCCUUGCCCAAUGGUUGAGAAGGGCGAAAAGUCCAGAAUCAAACUUUGCUUCAUGCGUGAUGACAUCGGGCAAAUUUGCAGACCGAAAGCUCCAAGCUCCACGAGGAAAGGACAUCGCAAUGAGAUCGGGACGAUCCAGACGGAUCUGGUUUCGGAGUCGUCCUGGCAGCCUUGGCCGGCGGCUAGGAGUCGAGGAGUCGAACGAAAAGGACCUUGAAGGAACCAAGGAAUUCCAAGGAGCCUUGCAGAUCCAGUGGUUUCAGAGCACCAGAACAAGAAGGCGGAGGAGUCUCUGCAUAUUUGAUUUUGCACUCAAUGACUCACCGAUCUUGCAGUUUGCAGCCAGCCUGAUUUUUCGUCAGAAUGUGACGUCGGAAAGAGGUUGGUAAACUCGCAAACUGACCACUCUGAC